GUCCAUUCGCGGGCACCGUAGAAGUGGGAGGACGAUACAACUGUUUUUUUUAAAAGAAAAAUACCGCGUAAAGAUUUCACGGCCUAGGAAAGAUUUGAUACCCAUUGUCAGUAUUUCCUCCCUGUUCUUCCACCUUUUUUAGUUGAUUUUAAGAGCCAUGUCUUGCAGAAGAGGAGCUUUGAUUGUUCUGGAAGGAGUUGACAGAGCCGGGAAAACCACACAAUGCCAAAAACUUGUGCAGGCGUUACAGCAGAGCGGACGAGCGACAGAAAUUCUGCGAUUUCCAGACAGAACCACUAAGAUUGGUCAGCUCAUCAGUUCAUACCUAGAGAAAAAGAGUAAUCUGGAGGAUCACACUGUUCACCUGCUGUUUUCUGCAAACCGAUGGGAAAUGGUGCCUCUAAUGAAAGAGAAGUUGGAACAAGGAAUAAAUCUAGUGGUGGACCGCUAUGCGUUUUCAGGAGUGGCUUUUACUAGUGCCAAGCCUGGCUUCUCUCUGGAGUGGUGCAUGAAUCCAGAUGUGGGACUUCCAAAACCAGACCUGGUGAUGUUUCUGCAGCUCAAUCCUAAUAUGGCAGCAAGCCGUGGAGAAUAUGGAAUUGAACGGUAUGAGACGAGUGCUUUCCAACGCACAGUUAAUCAAAGGUUUGAAGAGCUCAUGCAAGAUUCCUCAGUCAACUGGAAGGUGAUUGAUGCUGCAAGGACCAUAGAAGAGGUGCACAAAGAUAUUAAGCUUUUGAGUGAAGAAAUCAUCCGUUUAGUGGAGAAUCAGCCAGUUGGAAAGCUGUGGAGGUGAACGGAUCUGACUGCUUUUAUAUAAACUUGUUUUUCAGUCACUGUUAAAUAGUGGAAAAACUUAAGAAAUUGUAAUUUUAUUAAUUUUAUUUUUAUUUUUUAAUGAUUAAAUAAAUAUUCAUAAAAUAAA
Messenger RNA from Ctenopharyngodon idella (grass carp), 925 nucleotides. It is a transcript of the gene dtymk, whose product is annotated as deoxythymidylate kinase (thymidylate kinase). Gene Ontology annotation, biological process: dTDP biosynthetic process; dTTP biosynthetic process; dUDP biosynthetic process. Gene Ontology annotation, molecular function: dTMP kinase activity; ATP binding. The record is from RefSeq and is a predicted model, not a curated record. Gene Ontology annotation, cellular component: cytoplasm; nucleus; cytosol. NCBI's taxonomy places the organism in Eukaryota, Metazoa, Chordata, Actinopteri, Cypriniformes, Xenocyprididae. The transcript is spliced from 5 exons. The coding region runs from base 158 to 796 and encodes 212 amino acids.